Messenger RNA from Dicrocoelium dendriticum, 1593 nucleotides. The record is from the annotation of a GenBank genome assembly. Lineage: Eukaryota; Metazoa; Platyhelminthes; Trematoda; Plagiorchiida; Dicrocoeliidae.
GCGCUCAGUCAGCCGCACAAGCUGCGGUCGCGGCUGCCUCGUCGGCCACAACGCUACUGAAACGAAAGUGGCACCGUCUCAGUCGUGGUGCCGAUGAGUUGACUGAUGCAGCUGUUGCUGAACACCAUCCUUACAGUGCCGCACCGGUGGAUGCAAACUGUGUCAGAUCACCUAGCGGUUCCCAGGAAGCGCAUUUGAACCAGCGGGAGCGCUGUCGCAGGACGGCAUCUGCAAUGGAUACGACGGCCACAUCGCGUGCUGCCACCAUAGCCCGCCUUCGCAAGUGGGCCAGUCGGAAAGCGCAUGAGGCGUUGACCGCUGGCACAACUGGAUCUUUACGUGCUCUUCUGCACCGAAGGGGCGGGCGUUCCGAAUCCUCUAAAACCCCUACCACUUACAUGCGAGAGGCACGCUCCGCUGUAACUACUCCAACAUCUUCCCACGCGGACUCUCCAAUUGUGUCCUCAACCUUGGUGCAUUCAGCGUCUGGACAUUUGGUUGGAAAUCACGAAUUAAACUCCGAUGAUCUGGAAUAUAAGAAUUUGUCCACGACAAUACCCUACCACCGUUCCGCGCAUAACGAAGGACCCACUGUUGAGGAGCUGCAGUUGUUCAACGAAAUGCUCUUAGCCAUUUUAACCAACAAUCCCAACCUCACUCCAAUGCUAACGGAUUACAUACUCCAUGUCUACGCCCCUGCUGAUCGUCGGCCAUCGAAGCUGCCAAUUUGAUCGUCUUUUCUGUCCGCUCUCCACGCACGUAUACGCAUCUAUUAAUCGGUUUUUAUGUGUCCAACGGCCCUUCGAUUCAUAUUGUCGAUCUAACGCAUCUACUCAUGCGCUUCGUUCCUCUCCGACAGCUCAUUGGUUGUUCGUUUCCGCGCUAUCGCAUUUCCUACGCCUUCCACCCACCCUCAUUAUGCUGUGCAGCUGAUUUCACAUCCAAUGCAUUUAUCAGUCUGUUAUUUUCUGAUUUCCUUCUUUCUCCACUAUCCAGAAAUGUGUACACUUUCAUCGUGUCUAAUUUUUUGUUCUAUGAAGACGAUUCACUUUGUAUUCAAUUUUUGUUUGAUCUCAGCAUUUCAUACUGCAUCUUAUACCGAAAUGGUGUCCUGUUAGAUGCUAUCCUCCUUUUACCUUCAAGCGCUGAAUUCACUGUUUUGCGCGCACAUCCAUGUCUAAUUUUUUGGCUAAUCACUCUCCGCCUUUAGGUUGCAUUCGACAUGUCAUUCGAUAUAUAACUACUUUGGUCAUUUCAACUGUGAAAUCCUCCCAUUUUCCGCUUUCUUGUUCCACAACCUACUGGGCUGCGUCUCUCUUGUAUCCAUCCGGUCCGGCUUUGUGCAGCUGUCUGUCGUUGUCAUGUUGGUUCUUUUUAUUCGCACCUUCAGUUCUGUCGCAUCUGCCUCGCGAAGUCAUUUCGGAAAAACUAUAUUAGCAGUCAAUGAGGACUCCAUAUUCGCAGGAAGUUGCUUGCAUUUUAAGUAUUUUCAGUGACCUCCUUUUCCUUUGCCUUGUGGUUAAUCAAGCAUGCAGACGUCCCGCCACAGGGUUUUUUGUUAUGACUGUUUGAUCAAGAUAAGCUGUUCAUCUU